AUGAAAGAGGACGCAGCGUCGACAAAGAUCUUGGCUUCCACCUCCUGUUGCACUGCGGGCGAUGGGCGUGGGGAUGUCCUGGACAACGACGAAGAGGCUGAUUAUCAUGAUGAUGCCGAGGACAGCGACUACGAUGGUGCAGCACCUUUUUCAAGUGGCAUUAAGGCCUAUUUGUUUCUAGGUAUUCCGAUCCUCCUUUUGUAAUGAUACAGAUAGAUACUCCUGAUCAGUUGUUUAACGAUUUAGAUCUUCAUCUAUUUCAGGGUUCUUUAGUUUUUGUGCAUUUUGUGUAUUAGCCACUUGGUUCUUUUAACACUGAGCAGGAGUAGUCUUUUCUCAUACAACGUAAGGCAGUGCCGUGUUGGCCGCGUUGAAGAUGGAUGAUCUCAGACCUAGUCAUUAUCCGUAAGUUGUGAGUUCAAGUUCACUUUGUUACCUCAAGUAGAUCAUACAGGUCUCAUCCGUAUGUCAUUGAUUUGUUUUAUUUAAUAACAUCAAUCAAUCUCAAUGCGUUGUAAUGCGUACUUAUGAAUUUUCCCAAAUGGGAAUUUAGAUGCGUACUUAUGAAUUUUCCCAAAGCCUCUAAUUUCGUGACGCCACCGAAUCCGAAUACUCCAGGAAGAGUCCUCCUGUCCACCUCUCAAUCUGGUCGUCGAGAACGAGCAAAAUUGCAGGCGGCGCAGGCGACUGAUAGGACAGUAAUUUUGUCUCGUGAAGGUUCACCCGGUGCAGAGGCAAGAAAAGCCCAAGCAGAGGUAACAGCGUCUGGAGAGAUACAAUCAGAUCAAGGACAACAACGUCAAGAACCUCCAGAAGGCGUGGUACAAAGGAAGAAUACGAUAGCAACUGAUUCUGG
Amoebophrya sp. A25 is the source of this 856-nucleotide messenger RNA. Lineage: Eukaryota; Dinophyceae; Syndiniales; Amoebophryaceae. The record is from the annotation of a GenBank genome assembly.